CAACUAAUAAUCUCGUUGACACCCUAUCUCCUGAUUUCUCUAGCUAGGUUAAUUAGCAAACCUUGCCGUGUGCGUCCAUCUGCAGCAAUGGCUUUUGGUGCCGCUGCCGCUGCUUACGCUGCCGCCGUUGCGGUUUUCGCCAUCAUGGUCCUGUCUUCCCUGGGGCACCCAGAGACAGGGCCGUUAUGCAGCGACUGUGGGUUGCUGUGCACUAUGAACUGCACAACAGAGAUCGCCACCAAAUGCAGAAGUUACUGUGAGAACCCCUCGGCUGGUAGGCAGUAUUGCCAGAGGCAGGUCUUUCAGGCGUGCACGCUGUCCUUCUGCUGCAACGGCAACUGCAGCCGUGAUUGCGACUUGGAAGCCCAAAAUGGCUGCCAUGUCCACGACACCACUAUCGAUUGCCAGUCUUGCAGGGGCGGUGUACUCCAGUACUGCAUUCCCACCUGCAACAGCAACUGCAACAGCACCUGCGUGAAGAAAGACCAUGGAUGCUGAGGGUUUCAUCCAAGCUUGGUCUCAUUUUCUCUGUUGUUGGUCAGCAUCACUUCGUGCAUGUAUUGAGUGGCUGUAGUCAUGAAUUGAAGCCCCUUGAAUCUCUAGGUCUCUGGGAUAUGUCUACAAUGAAUAAAGCACCUUUGCAGUGUACUAGUUCAGUACUUUAUAUGAAAAUUUGCAUGCGUAGCCCUCGAACAAUAUGCAUGGAUCUCAAAGCAAACAAAUUAUUAAUUAAAUAUUUUCUUGAUUUUUGUAAUCAAUGGUCUCAUCUCGGCCUGUGUGGGCGUCUGGCCUUGC
Molecule: messenger RNA, 795 nt
Organism: Sorghum bicolor (sorghum)
Lineage: Eukaryota; Viridiplantae; Streptophyta; Magnoliopsida; Poales; Poaceae
Exons: 1
Coding region: 88-498 (136 amino acids)
Source: RefSeq, a predicted model, not a curated record